Messenger RNA from Eublepharis macularius, 1431 nucleotides. It is a transcript of the gene SLC25A32, whose product is annotated as solute carrier family 25 member 32. Lineage: Eukaryota; Metazoa; Chordata; Lepidosauria; Squamata; Eublepharidae. Gene Ontology annotation, biological process: folate import into mitochondrion; nucleotide transport. The record is from RefSeq and is a predicted model, not a curated record. Bases 51 to 1049 code for a protein of 332 amino acids. Gene Ontology annotation, molecular function: FAD transmembrane transporter activity; folic acid transmembrane transporter activity. Gene Ontology annotation, cellular component: mitochondrion. The transcript has 7 exons.
UCUGCACUAAGGGGCAAAAAAGGCAAUCUCCUUCGCGCUUUCUCUUUCCCAUGACUAUCACUGCCGCCGUCCCAGGCGUUCAGACGCCGGCAUGUACAGCGGCGGGGGCCGCGCCUAAGCCCACCUCGGCGCCACCGCCUGCCGCGCGCUCGCUGUUCAGGCACGUGCACAUCGAGAACCUGGCGGCCGGGCUGAGUGGCGGCGUCAUCUCCACGCUGGUGCUGCAUCCACUGGACUUGGUGAAGAUCCGCUUCGCAGUGAGUGAUGGGUUGGAACUCAGACCAAAAUACAAUGGAAUUCUCCACUGUUUGUCAACCAUCUGGAAACAUGAAGGAUUGCGUGGUCUGUACCAAGGGGUAACGCCAAACAUGUGGGGGGCAGGUGCCUCUUGGGGCCUCUACUUUUUCUUCUAUAAUGCCAUUAAAGCUUACAAGACAGAGGAUAAGCUGGAAAGCCUUGGAGCAACUGAACACCUAGUCUCAGCUGCCGAAGCUGGAGCCAUGACCCUCUGUAUUACAAACCCAAUAUGGGUAACGAAAACUCGGCUUGUAUUGCAAUAUGAAGCUGGUGUUGAUCCAUCAAAGAGGCAGUACAAGGGGAUGAUAGAUGCCCUUAUUAAAAUAUACAAGUGUGAAGGUAUACGUGGGUUAUACAAGGGAUUUGUGCCUGGUCUCUUUGGAACAAGUCAUGGAGCACUGCAAUUCAUGGCAUAUGAAGAACUGAAGUCAAAAUAUAAUAAGCGUGGGAACAGACCAUCAGACUCAAAACUGAGCACUUUAGAGUAUAUCACUAUGGCAGCAUUGUCGAAAAUUUUUGCAGUUUCAGCAACAUACCCAUAUCAGGUUGUGAGGGCGCGUCUCCAGGAUCAGCACAACAGAUACUCUGGAUUAGUCGAUGUAAUCCAUAGAACCUGGAGGAAAGAAGGAAUUCAUGGAUUUUACAAAGGAAUUGUACCUAAUGUGAUUAGAGUAACUCCUGCAUGCUGUAUUACAUUUGUUGUAUACGAAAAAGUAUCUCGGUUGCUGCUUGGCUUUAAGAACGGUAACUGAAUCUUGGAAAUUGCAUCAAGGACAUGGUAAUUAAAUCACUGUCUGUUUUAAGACUUCCGUUUUUUGGUAUUCACAGAAGAAUUGCAGAAUACAACACUUUUUGUUAUGACAAUUGAAUCUGAAAGAAUUUGCCUGGACUUUUCAUUCUAACUUUGUAUCUGAGUGUUUAGAUGAAAUGCGGCAACAACUCUGCAUAUUUUAAUUUAUUCUUUAGCAAAUUGUUCUCUCUAGUCCUAUUCUGAGAAAUGCAAUGCACUCUGAAUUGUGAAAUGGCAAAAAGGUCAUGGUGUCAAAAUACUGGAAGGCACAAUAUUUGAGAUGCUACAGAUAUUUGGGCAUCAUCUGGUUAUAUCACUAAUAAACCAUGUAUUUUUGUCUACAA